AUGGAAAAUGUGCUGUCGCUCCUGGUGUUACUCGCCAUCUCGCCCUGUGCCUGGUCCCAAAUCCAGCUGGUCCAGUCCGGGCCCAGCAUGGUGAAGCCCGGAGAGCCCCUCUCACUGACCUGCACCGUGUCUGGUUACUCCAUUUCUUCUGGCUCCGACUGGGCUUGGAUCCGGCAGGCUCCUGGGAAAGGCUUAGAAUAUAUGGGGUAUAUAUACGGACCUAGCCAGGGCACCAACUACACCCCGGCUUUCCAGAGCCAAAUCACCAUCACCACAGACACCUCCAAGAACCAGUUCUCCCUGCAUCUCCGCUUGCUGACAGCUGCAGACACCGCCAGCUAUUACUGCACCCAAGACACACCUAGCAAGGGAGGGAAAAUGGGAUUUUUGCUCCUUUUAGUUUUCUCUUUAGCAGCUUUGGAAGGUGUCUGGUCGCAGGUGCAGCUGGUGGAGUCCGGAGGGGAUGUGAAAAAGCCCGGAGACUCUCUCCGCCUCUCCUGCAAAGCCUCCGGGUUCACCUUCAGCAGCGCCUACAUGAGCUGGGUCCGGCAGGCUCCUGGCAAGGGGCUGGAAUGGGUCGCUUAUAUUAGCAGCAGUGGGGGUACUAUAUACCUUGAUUCAGUGAAAGGCCGGUUCACCAUCUCCAGGGAUGAUCCCAAGAGUGAGCUGUAUCUGCAAAUGACCGGCCUGAAGCCCGAGGACACCGCCCGCUAUUACUGUGCGAGACACACAGUGACACGAAACCGAGCCCCGCUGGGCCUGCGGCGCAGAGAUCCCUCGCUUCAUCUGUGA
Molecule: messenger RNA, 792 nt
Organism: Mauremys mutica (yellowpond turtle)
Lineage: Eukaryota; Metazoa; Chordata; Testudines; Geoemydidae
Product: immunoglobulin gamma-1 heavy chain-like
Exons: 7
Coding region: 1-792 (263 amino acids)
Biological process (GO): phagocytosis, recognition; phagocytosis, engulfment; positive regulation of B cell activation
Cellular component (GO): immunoglobulin complex, circulating; external side of plasma membrane; blood microparticle
Molecular function (GO): immunoglobulin receptor binding; antigen binding
Source: RefSeq, a predicted model, not a curated record